AUGAAUGGUACUAAUAACCACCAAAAUAACAAGAGCAAAGUUCUCAACAACACAGCCGAACCAAGCAGUAGCAGUAGCAAUAGCAAUAAUACUAAGCGUACAACCGCUGGUGCAAGCACUAGUGACACAAGGGCUUGUGCUGCAUGCAAAUACCACCGCAGGAAAUGUGCUCCGGGUUGUCCCUUGGCCCGAUACUUCCCUCCCGACCACCAAAAACAGUUCCUAAAUGCCCACAAAUUGUUUGGGUUGAGGAAUAUGAUGAAGGUAUAUAAUACUGUUAAUCCAAACGACCGACAUCGUGCGAUGCAAUCAAUGAUUAUUCAAGCCAAUAUACGUGCAAGUGAUCCUGUUGGCGGCUGUCAUCGAGUCAUUCAAGAGCUGCAAAAACAAAUACAAUUUUGUAGGGCUGAAUUGGACCUUGUUCUUACCCAAUUGGCCCAUAUUCAUAGCCUUCGAAGCGCCGCCGGGACCGGUGCGGAAGAACCUUUACCCAAUCCUAUCAAUCCGGGCAUGUAUGUUGCUGGAGCACAAUCCAUGCAUAUCCAGCCUGAGCCUGAAGACUUUGGUGGUUAUGCAGAUUUGUACGUAGGGCAUAAAGAUGAAGAUAUCCAGGGUGAUAUUAAUCCCAGUACAUCGUAUGGUCAUCUUAGUCCAACUCCAUUAUUGGUUGAUGGAUCUGAGGAUAUCAAAGUUUUGUUUGAUGGAUAUGAAGAUAUCAAGCCCGAUUUAAUCGAGUCAAAAAAUUUAAAUCUGUCAAGUGAAGACGAGGAGCCAAAAGAUGAAGUUAAUAUUCCAAAACAGCCCAAGCAAGAAAACAUCGAGAAUGCAACUUGA
Coffea eugenioides is the source of this 834-nucleotide messenger RNA. Its product is annotated as protein LATERAL ORGAN BOUNDARIES-like. The transcript is spliced from 2 exons. NCBI's taxonomy places the organism in Eukaryota, Viridiplantae, Streptophyta, Magnoliopsida, Gentianales, Rubiaceae. Bases 1 to 834 code for a protein of 277 amino acids. The record is from RefSeq and is a predicted model, not a curated record.